CGGAGGCCACACAUACUUCAGCUUUUUAGAUUAUGCGUGUUAUUACUCUCAGUGUUGCCUAUUAAUUAUCAAUCUCUCAAAACAUCAUUAAUUGCAAUUAUACUUAGAAAAAUGUAUAAAAAUAUGUCAUUGUUACUUGAAAAAUGCAGCGACACUAGCGCACUGAUGAGAUUGUCGAGAAUUUGGCGAAUGGACUGUAAUUGAAAAGAGCGCGGGGGAGCGCGUGGUGCUCGCGCUGACGGUCUCGCGGGAGGCGGUCCAGAUUCAGUAUAACCAACAGGAUGGUUUAUGGCGCAGCUUCAGCACCAGGACCCUGGGACACGUCGCUGUGGGUCAGUGGACCCAUAUGGCGCUACAGGCCUUCGGCAGAGGAGAGACAGCAGAGAGAGAGGGGACCCGACCUGUCGUGCACCGGCGCCUUGGUACCAGCUCUCGGCCCGGGUCCAUGGCGUAAGCGCCAGCCUCUUCUUCAAUGGGCUGGAGGAGGACGGCACGGCGUUUGAUACUCAGACUCUGGAAGGACCCAUAGCGGACAUCGGGACUGGUACUGUUAUGCGGAUCGGACAGAGCACCGCUGGGAUGAAUCAAUUCGUUGGAUGGAUGCAGGAUUUCAGAUUUUAUCCGGUGACACUUACAAACAGAGAAAUUGUAGAGGUGUUCUCUGGCCAUCUGCCACACCUUCAUACCCAUCCAGAGUGCCGCUGCCCCCCUAGUCAUCCCAGAGUGCACCCCCUGGUGGAAAGGUACUGCAUCCCCAACCACGUGGAGGACACCACUGAUAAUCGGGUCCUGAGGCUCAGCCGUGAUGCCCACCCCCUCCACUACAUCAACGACAAUGACAUCGGGACUAGCUGGAUCUCAUCCGUGUUCACCAGUCUGGACCAGCUUGAUGAGGGUAUCAGCAUCACCUUUGAUCUGCAAACCGGGGAGUACCAGGUUUUCUAUGUCAUUCUGCAGUUCCUCGGCCCGCAGCCCGAAUCGGUGAGGAUUCAGAGGAGGACGAGCAGCGACUCGGCUUGGCGAGACUGGCAGUACUUGGCCAGGGACUGCGCCAUCUUUGGGAUGGAGAACAGCGGCCCGCUAGCCUGGCCGGAUUCUGUCAACUGCCUGCAGUUCCCCCAAGAUGUCCCCUUCUCUCACGGGAACGUCACGUUCAGCGUGCUGACGCCAGAGCCCAACCCGCGGCCGGGCUACAGCAACUUCUACAACACGCUGGCCCUGCGCAAGUUCGUCAUGGCCUCCCAGGUCAGGGUCCAUCUCCAGGGCCAGUUCCACACACGGGAGCCCCACGUACCCGUGCGGCACAGGUACUACGGGGUGCACGAGAUCACCAUCAGCGGCAGGUGUAACUGUCACGGCUACGCGGACCGCUGUGACACAGGCCGCAGCCCCUACCGCUGCCUCUGCCUUCCAGAGAGCCACACGGAAGGAGAUAACUGUGAACGCUGCAAGCCUCUCUUCAACGACAAGCCCUUCAGAAGAGGAAACCAGGUUCAAGCCUAUAACUGCCGGCCAUGCCAGUGUCACAGCCAUGCGGAUUCCUGUCACUACGAUAGUGCCCUGGACCCUGUCCCUGGAGAACACUUCCGUGGUGGAGGUGGAGUCUGUAACAACUGUCGGCACAAUACCACAGGAAGGAACUGUGAAUUGUGCCGGAACACCUUCUAUAGAGAGGUUAACAGUAUCCUGUGGAUGGAGAAUGUGUGUAAACCCUGCGACUGCCUGCAAGCAGGAACUGUCAGCGGCAGCCAGGCCUGUGAUCCGAUCGGGGGCCAGUGUAAGUGCAAGCGACACGUGUCUGGCAGGCAGUGCAAUCAGUGCCAGGCCGGAUUCUACGAGCUGCGGCCCUCGCACCUUGACGGCUGCCGUGCCUGUAACUGUAAUACCGCCGGGACCAUGCGAGCAGAUAUUACCUGUCACCAGGACUCAGGUCAAUGCCACUGCAAGGCGAACGUAAUCGGUCUUACCUGCGACCGCUGCAACUUUGGCUUCAAGUUCCUCAACAGCUCCAACCCAGUGGGCUGCGUUCCCUGCAGCUGCAACCUGAACGGGUCUCUGCACCCGUCUUGCGACCCCUCCCUGGGCCAGUGCGAGUGCAGGCCGCUAGUCCGAGGGCUUCUGUGUGACGCCUGUGCCCCGGGCUCCUUCGGACUGAGCAUCACUGGCACCUGUCGGCCAUGCGACUGCCACCCCGCUGGGACAGUCCUGGGGAGCACCUGUGAUCCAGCGACUGGGCAGUGCGUGUGUAAGCCCCGUGUGGGUGGGCGAAGGUGCGACGCCUGCCGGGACGGAUUCCACGGCCUGGACCCUGACGACCCUCUGGGCUGCCUGCCCUGCCAGUGUGACCCCAGAGGGACGGUCAAUAGCAGCAGUGUCUGUGACAAGGCUGCCGGUCAGUGUCCUUGUAAGGCCGGGAUCCAGGGCCCAGGGUGCACCCACUGCUCCCCCCACCACUAUAACCUGAGCACUGCACUUGAGUUCCUGGGCUGUGGGCCAUGCUGGUGCGACCCCACAGGCAUUGUGCUGGGCACGGUGUGCGACGCAGUCAGCGGCCAGUGCGUCUGUCAGCCUUCCCGCCACGGACAGGACUGCUCCACCUGUAGACCAGGGUUCUUCCGGUCGCCCCUGGGAGCCAGCGGGUGCUGGGAGUGCGAGUGUCACCCGGCGGGGGCUCUCAGCCCGGCCUGCGAGGCGGAGACGGGCCAGUGCGCCUGCCGGCACCCCUCAGUUGCCGGCCGCAGGUGUGACCAGUGUGAGGAGCGGUACCGUGGUUUCGACCCUGUUGCUGGCAGGUGUGAAGAGUGCGGCUGCGAUCCCGCAGGCAGCUUGAAUGGCACCUGCCACCCCGAGUCGGGACGGUGCCACUGCAAGGCCUUCGUGCAUGGGGACAGGUGUGACACCUGUGCUACGGGGGCCAGUCACAUGGACGCCAGCAACCAGCUGGGCUGCAGUAAAUCUCCGUCUCAGCAGCCGCCCCCUACAGGCCAAGUCUUGAACGCAAGUGCCAUCCAGCUGACCUGGAGCCCCCCCGACUCCCCAAAUAGCAACAUGCUGAAAUAUGCCCUCUUGCGGGACUCACACGAGGUUGCCACUCUCCAUGCCCACCACCCAUUCGAACCCCAGGUCUUCGUAGACACCGGCCUGUCCCCGUAUACCAUGUACUCGUAUCAGCUGGUGACCAGCAACGUCCGUGGCCACACAAGCAGCGCACGGGUCAGCUACCGCACUCUGGCCGGCAUCCCCCAACCUGAGGAUCUCAGCCUGCAUCUCAUGGGCAAGGCCACGCCCAUCAGUGCCACCUUCAACUGGACACGUCCUCGGCACGCCGUCGGUCCAGUGGAAGGCUACGUGCUGAGCGCCGUUGCCAUGGGUGAUCAGGAGGAGCGGGUCCACUACUCUGGGCUUGGUACUGAAGCCACGGCGAGUGGCCUGAGUCCCUUCACCCGCUAUAAUUUCAGCUUGCGGGCCUGCACCAGUGCUGGCUGCACCCAGAGCAAGCCAUUGGGUCUGAUUACCCCCCAGGCAGCACCCCAGCUUCAACCUGCACCGCGGGUCAGCACCAGUGGGCUGACUCGACUCUCAGUGGCCUGGGACCCCCCAGCACAGCCCAAUGGUGUAAUAAUCAGGUACGAGCUCUUCAUGUGCGGACCUAUGGAGUUCCAGGACCAUGGUGCCACCCCCAUCCCAGAACAGAGGGUUUUCUCCAGCAGUGGAUGGCUCAGUCCACAGUCAACCCCGGGUGCGAGCAACAAGGAUGCCCUGACCCCAGCGCAGAGCAGCAUCACCGUAGUGGACCUGGAGCCCUUCUCCACAUAUCAGUUCAGGGUGCUGUCAGCCAACAUGGCGGGUAGCACGCUCUCCGAAUGGGCGACUGGGAAGACGGAAGAGGGGGAGCCACGGCACAUGCCUACACCUCGGGUAAUUCCCAUCUCCCCCUCCUCGCUGACGGUCAGCUGGGAAGCGCCCAGCAGCAGGGACGCCAGGGGCAAGGUCACCAAGUACGCGGUCCGCCUGCACCGGGAGCAGACCUUGCACCGGUCCGCGCCGCCUGUCAUCUCCACGGUUCUCCGCACCCUGUCCCCAGAGGAGCGGGAGUACACCGUUGAGGGCCUGAGGCCCUACUCAGAGUACAGCUUCACGGUGGAGCUGUGCAACAGGCUGGGCUGUGUGGCCAGCCCCCCUGUGACGGGACGCACGUUGCCAGCCGCUCCAGCAGGAUUAAGUCCUCCUAAAUUAAAGGGAUUGAACGUGUCAGUGAUGGAGGUGUCCUGGGAGCCGCCGCGAGACCUGAACGGGCCCCCCCCUCUCUAUCAGGUGGAGAGGCUGGACCCGUCGCUCUCCGACCCACACUCGCCCGUCGCACACGGCACCCGGUUCCCGGGCCAUGGCUACAUUCUGUUCCCCAACUCUACGCUCCCACACGACACCUACUUCACAGGCAUCCAGCUGAGCUUCCGCACGCGAGCGGAAGAGGGUCUCAUCCUAUGUGCACUUUCACCCGGCGACCAGGAUGAGUAUGUGGCCCUGCAGAUCCACAGUGGCCGCCCUUUCUUCCUCUUUGAUCCACAGGCCUCUGCCACGGUGGUCAGCCCUGAGGAUGACGGAGGGAGGCGCUAUAAUGACGGCCAGUGGCAUCAUGUGAUUGCCACGAGAAUGCAGGCCGUGGGAACGAUCACCGUGGAUGGCCAGUACCGGGGGUCUUCCUCAGCUACAAGUGGCCGCACCAUUAUUGGGGAGAACACGGGGGUCUUUAUAGGUGGACUUCCUGAAACAUUCAUUCUUCUUAGGGAAGAUGCAGGGGACGGCCGGCUGGUGCGGCAGGGCUUCUCGGGCUGCCUGAGGGACGUGCUGAUAAAGACGAGCGACAGCCCCUCAGAGGUGUGGCAGCCGCUGGCCUGGGGCGCAGCACUGGAAAGCAUGCAGGCCUACCAGAGCUGGGAGGGCUGUCCUGUCCACACGGAGGAGGGUGCACACUUUUUGGGGCAAGGUUUUCUGGAGCUGAGGCCUUCCAUGUUCUCAGCAGGAGACAGUUUUGAGGUUUCUUUUGAGUUCAAGACGGACCAGCUGAAUGCACUGCUGCUGUUUGCAAGUGACACAGAGGGGGAUGACUAUAUACUGGCUGAGCUGCAGGACGGAAGCCUCCAGUGGACGCUGCGCUGGGGUGGGCGGGAGACCCAGCUUCAGCUGUGGGCAGGCCUGUCUUACUGCGAUGGGAGCUGGAAUAGUGUCUCUUUGCUCAAGAGGGGCGCCUGGGUGUCGGCCUCCAUGAACGAGUUGUCCGAACAGCGGCCCGGGGCUGCUGGCGAGGGGCCCCUCAGGGUCAACGCUACCCUCUACCUCGGGGGUGUCCCAGAUGGCGCCAGCAUCAAGGCCCUCCCCCACCUCAGCCUCCUGCAUGGUUUCGGCGGCUGUAUACGGGCCGUGCGGCUCGCGCGUGGGGCUGUCGUGGACCUGGCUGCUGCCUCCAGCCGCGCUGUCAGAGUCAAUCUGGACGGAUGCCCGUCAGCCGAUACGGCGGUUAACUGCAGGGGAAACGACUCCAUCCUGGUGUACACAGGCAGGGAGAGGCGGGCAGAGGACCAGACAGUGCAACCCUUCACAGAAUAUCUGUACAGGGUGCUGGCGCUGGGGGAGGUAGGCUGGACGUCCGGGUCGUGGGAGCGAGGCCGUAGUCUGGAGGCAGCUCCGCAAAGUAUGCUGCCUCCCUCUAGAGUUGUCUGUGUAAAUGGUUACAGCGCCGAGGUGAGCUGGGACGAGCCCACCGAGGUCAGGGGUGUAAUUGAGAAGUACAUCGUGAAAGCGUACAAUCGGGACGAUCCCAUGGCGGCCCCCGUCAGCGCCGCCUUCCCGCACGCCGAGCGCCGGACCGGAACCCUGAGCGGCCUGGCCCCUUUCACCAGCUACACAGUAACUGUCACGGCGUGUACCCGGGCCGGCUGCGCAGAGAGCGCCAGCGGGGGCUGGAACAUCAGCACUCCACAGGAGGCUCCCGAAGGUGUCAAGCCCCCCAAGGCCGUCGCGUACCCCACCUCUCUGUGGCUGUCCUGGGACCCUCCUCAAAAGGCCAAUGGGAUCAUCAGGGAAUACCUGCUGUAUAAGGACGGCUCCCCCAUCUACCAGGGCGACAGCACUGAGUUCAACAUCACAGGUCUGGAAGUGUACAGCCCCCACUGGCUACGCCUGACCGCCUGCACCUCCUCGGGCUGCUCCAACAGCUCCACGGUCACCCAGUUCACUGCCCAGAUGCCUCCUUCUCACAUGGACCCACCCCUCCUCACGCCAUUGGACUCCCGCAGCAUCCACGUGCAGUGGACAGCGCCUUCGGAGGUAAACGGGGUGCUGGAGUACUACGCCCUCUACGUGUCCACACCGGGAGUGGAGCCGCUAGUCGCAUAUAACAGCUCCGAGCUCUUUGAGGACCACACUCUGUAUGGCCUUGUCCCAGGCACUACCUACACCUUCCAGAUAGCAGCAUGCACAGGGGGUGGCUGCACUGUGAGCUCUCACAGCGUGGCACAUACAGAUGAGAGCGCCCCCGAGAAUGUCCCCACCCCUUCGGUCGUGUCCCUCUCCCCGGACUCCUUCGACGUCUCCUGGCCCCUCCCUUCGGCGCCCAAUGGUGUGAUCACCAGCUACAGGCUGUGGAUGAACGGGGUGCUGGUGCAGGACUCGCUGUCCCAGCACUUCUGGGUGGGGAACCUGUCUGCCUGGAGCCUGCACAGCUUCCGCGUGCAGGCCUGCACCGCUAAAGGCUGCGCCUUGGGGCCCCCGGUGGAGAUGCGCACACUGGAGGCGGCCCCCGUUGGCCCCAUGGACCUGGAGAUCCAUGCAGGGGGGCCGCAGUUGGCAAGAGCCAGGUGGACGGGCCCAACCAGGCCCAAUGGGAACCUGACCUACACUGUGCUGUUUAAGGGGAUUUUCUACCAGGACUCCGCAGAAAACUCUUCAGUGGUAGAAGACACGCGACCUCUGCAUGCCAGCACUGAAGCCGGCCGCUGGUCGACUAUCGUAGGCCUGCUCCCUUUCUCCAGCUACACUGUGUGGGUAAAUGCCAGUAAUAGUCAGGGCUGGGUGGUCAGUCCUCCCACUGCCAUCACACUGCCCCCUGGAGCUCCAGAUGGCGUCCGGCCCCCCAGGCUGGCAGCCGCCGGCCCCGCCAGCCUGCACGUCGCCUGGUCGGCACCCGUGCGCAGCAAUGCCCCAGGGCCGCUGCUUUAUCAGCUGCAGAUGAAGCCCACGGAGGAUCAGCGUAUCCGGCUUCUAUUGGAGAACGAGACGACCACCUUCAGUUACACAGCAGAAGGACUUCAGCCUUACACAGAAUACCAGUUCAGGCUUGUGGUGUCCCACAGCCACGGGCGGACAGCCAGCGACUGGGCCGCCUUCAUCACCGCCCAGGACCGUCCCGGGCCUGUCAGUGCCCUCGCGGUGUCCGGCAUCCAAUCGCGCACCGCCACUGUCUCCUGGCAGCCUCCGUCCCGAACCAAUGGUGUCAUCACCAAGUACAAAGUUUACGCCAACUCCCAGCUCCAAGCCAUCGUCCCCAGCAGCAGCACGAGCUACACCAUCUUCCCACUGGAGCCGUACAUGGAGUACACCUUCCGGGUGGAGGCGUGCAGCGAAGCAGGUUGCUCCCCCGCUGCUCCCACGAAAAGACUUCGCACAGCCCCGGCGCCCCCUGAGGACAUACCGCCCCCCAGGCUCUUCUCGGACACGCCCACCUCCGUUCUGCUGUCCUGGGAGCGGCCGCAGCGGCCUAAUGGCGAGCUGGAGCAAUAUGUGGUGGAGCGGCGGCUGAGCGGUGACCAGGAGGUGUCCGCCGUGGCCACGGUGCCGGCUGACCGCCCCCUCAGCUUUCUGGACAACUCGGGCACCCUGAGUCCCUGGACCAGCUACGAGUACCGUGUGGUGGCCAGUACAUCGCAGGGGGGCUCCAACAGCAGUACCUGGAGCCAGGUCACCACCAGGCCCUCUAGGCCUGCGGGCCUGCAGGCCCCCAAAGCCCUGGUUCUGGGCCCCGACUCCAUCCAGGUCUCCUGGAGCACCCCCCUCAUCUCUAACGGUAACAUCGAGAGCUACGAGAUCCGUCUGUUGGACCGGCGAGUCCCCCAUACCAACACGUCCAGCCUCGUGUGCACCGUCGCUGACCUGCUCCCUUACACCAACUACAGUGUCACCGUCCUCGCCUGCUCUGGAGGGGGGGGGCACGUCGGCGGGUGCACCGAAAGCCCGGCCUCCCACGUGACCACACCCCCCGCGGCCCCAGGGGGUCUGGGGCGGCUGUCGGUCACCGUGGUCAGCGAGUCCCUGCUGGUGGCGUCCUGGCCGCCGCCCACCAGACCAAACGGACCCAACGUGAGAUACGAGCUGCUGAGACGGAAAAGCCAGCAGCCCCUGGCUUCUCUUCCCCCUGAAGAUUUGAAUCGCUGGUACAAUGUUUACGCAGGAGCCAAAUUGUUUCAUGAAGAUAAAGGCCUUAGCAGGUUCACGACAUACCAGUACAAGCUGCUGGUGCACAAUGACGCUGGCUUCACCACCGGGGAACCCGUUACGGCCACCACCAUGGCAGGGGUCCCCUUUGUUCCUACCAGCGUUUCUGUGCAGGCCCUCAACCACACUGCUGUAGAGGUCAACUGGACAACUCCGUCUCUUCAGGACUUACAAGGAGAAGUGGAGCUGUACACACUGUGGAUCAACUCCUCCCAGCUCACCCGCUCGGUCUCUUUCCCCCCCGGCUCCUUCUCUGCUGUGGUGGGAGAGCUGCAGCCCAACACCGAGUACCACCUCUCCCUUCAUGUCUCCAACGGGGCCCAUGUCAUCGCCGGGCCUGCAGCCUCUUGCAGAACCGCCGACGGAGAACCGGAGGGUGUCCUCCCUCCCGAAGUGGUGACCAUAAACAGCACCGCUGUCCGAGUGCUCUGGGUCUCGCCCCUCUCUCCCAACGGCGUGGUCACCGAGUACUCAGUCUACCUGGAUGGCCAGGUCCACAGGACCGGCAGCAGCACGCCCGGGUACCUCGAGCUGGGGGGGCUGCAGCCAUUCACCGUCCACGACAUCCAGGUGGAGGUUUGCACCGUGUAUGCCUGCAUGAGGAGCAACAGCACCAAGGUGACCACCGUAGAAGACCAGCCGGCCGAUAUUCCUGCACCUGGAAUCAGGGAUGUCGGCGCACGCUCUGUACAGCUGUCCUGGACGCAUCCCCGCCACCCAAACGGCAUCCUGCUCGGGUACGAGGUACGCCGCCGCCCCCUGCUGCCCUGCACCGGGUUGCGGGAAGGAGCGGGCGAUAAGGGAGGACGCUGCUCCUACUUGGAGUGCUUGGCCGGUGAGGACGUCUGUGGCACCUCCUGCUUCCUGCCAGAGCUGGAGGUUUGCUGUGCCGGCAAAGUGUACAGGCACAUGCCCACCCACCAAUGCUGUGAGGACCAGUACGUUCCAGCCCACAGCGCCCCACAGAGCAUUUGCUGUGGCGGGCAGCUUUUACUGCCACUGCCUGGCCACCAGUGCUGCAGUGGAUACUACGUCCCAGUCCUUCCAGGCGAGGUCUGCUGCCCCGAUACCAAGGAGCUGCGUGUUGCCGUGGGGCCAGGGGAUGCCUGCUGUGGCGGUCGGCCAUUCUCCUCCACUGCCGGGCAGCUCUGCUGCGGCGAGGAGCUCCAUGACGGCUACGGGUCGCAGUGCUGCGGGGGGUGGGUCCUGGGCGAUCACAUGGUCUGCUGUGGAGACAGCGAGAGUGGGACAGCACACAUCCCUAUGCACGGUCUGGCCUGCUGCGGCGAGCAGUACCUGAACAUGUCCGGCGGCGUGUGCUGCGGAGGCCGAGCCCACAUGGCGGGGAACGGGAAGCUGGCUGUGAGGUGCUGUGGGUCGGGGGUCGUCCCACAGGGAGAGGAGUGCUGCAAUGGUGUAGGCUACGACCCGCUGGAGUACGUGUGUGCGGACAGGACACCACCCGGCCUGCAUGCCCCGCAGACGGAUUGCCGCCCCUCCGCUCUCUGUCCCCUCUCCGCCGCCGACACAGCUUACUGCGGCACCUGUGACCUCGACCCGGCAGUGUCAACGUGUGCCCUGGUGUCAGCGGAGCUCUCUGCCUACCCUCCGCCCGCCCCCUCGCCGCCAGUCCCCCUGCCGCCUUCUCACGAGCUCUGCCCGUCCAUAGAGGAGGUCGUGUACAGUGGAGGUGUGGACAGAUAUGCGCUCACAGACACAGGGCUGAAGCCCUUUACCCAGUACGAGUACAGAGUGGGCACCUGGAACAGCUUUGGUUGGGGCUACAGCGCCGUCACCCAGCUCACCACCGCGGAGGACGUCCCCUGGGGAGUGAGCGCCCCCCGAUGGUCCCGUGCAGGGGAGCAUAGCAAUGCCAUCCUGCUGGAGUGGCAGGAACCCACAAAGCCUAAUGGUCAGAUUGUGAGUUACGCAGUACUGCGGGACGGACAGGAGCGCUACAGGGGCAUGGAUCUCAGCUUCACCGACAUGGGGGAGGUUCAUCCCUUCCAGGAGUAUGAAUACCAGCUGAGGGCCUGCACUACCGCAGGCUGUACCGACAGCAGCAAGGUAGCGCUGGUAACUGUCCAGGGAGUUCCAGAAAACGUCCCGGCGCCCACGGUGAGCGCCACGGGGCCCCGGGCCCUGCGGCUGAGCUGGACCACGCCGAGCAGGCCUAACGGCGUCAUCCGCGAGUACCGCAUUGACCAGAUCGGAGCUGGGAUCGUCUUCACCAGUGGAGCCGGAGCCAGAGGACACAACAUCACAGGUCUGCGGGCCCACACCAACUACAGCUUUGUGCUGCUCGCCUGCACGGCAGCCGGCUGCGGAGCAAGUCAGCCAUCUACGGGCCGAACGCUGCAAGACGCCCCGGCAGGAGUGUGGGCCCGACCCCAUCACUUGGUACUGAAUUCCUCUGCGGUGGAGCUACACUGGAGCGAGCCUCAGGAGCCCAAUGGUUGGGUGUUUUGGUAUCGGCUGCUGAGGGAUGGAGCGCAAAUCUUCUCCGGCGACGGCGGGAGUCGCAGCUACACAGACGCCGGCCUCCAGCCCGGCAGCAGGUAUUCAUACGAACUGGAGGCCAGCACUGAGGGAGGAAGCAACCUCAGCAACAUGUAUGUCAUUCACACCCCUGCUUCGCCCCCAGAGAAGAUCCCGGCGCCAUAUAAUGUCACCAUUAGGGGCCCCCGCUCCGUCUAUGUCGCCUGGACACCCCCAGAGAUUUUCAGCGACAGCCUGCCUCUGGAGUAUAACAUCCUGCUGAACCCGAGCAGCGAGCGGGCGCUGAUCCGAGCUGCAGGGCGAGGCCAAGCUCUGGAGCUGGAGGGUCUCGAGCCGUUCACAGACUAUGAAGUCCGAGUGCAGGCCUGUCAGGAAGGUGGGUGCGGCGUGGGAGACAAGGCCCACUUUCGGACAUCCGAAGCUCCGCCGGAGGACUUGGACCCCCCUGUGGUGACAGCUACGGGUCCCACUGUCAUCGAGGUGCACUGGCGCCCUCCACACAAGCCCAACGGCGUCAUUAACACUUACUACAUACACCGGAGGCCUGUCAGCACACAGGAAGAGCUGCUGGUCUUCAUCUGGUCAGAGGGCCCUCUGCAGUUCAUAGAUGCCUCUGAGAUCCUGCGGCCCUUCAGCGAGUAUGAGUACCACCUGAAAGCCUUCAAUUCCCUAGGUUCCACCCAGUGUGGGUGGAGCCCUGUGCGCUCCAUGGAAGCCGAGCCAGAAGGCGUGACCCCACCCAUCAUCAGGCCCACCGGCGCCUACUCUGUCCAGCUCAGCUGGACUCCACCCCGGUUCCCGAACGGCGUCAUCACGGCAUACAGGGUGUUCUACCAGAAACACCAAGAGGACCCUACGCUGAAUGCCACCUCUGUGACCGCUCUCACUGUGCCGGGCAGCGAGCUGGAGGCCCACCUGUUUGGCCUGGACCCCUACACCAGCUACAGCAUCUGUGUGGUAGCCGUAAACACCGCGGGAAGCCGCUCCAGCCCCUGGGUUUCGACGCACACCCUGGAGGCUUCGCCUGGCGGCCUGGCUAACUUAACCGUGGAACAGCGCGAGGACGGACGCGCCCUGCUGCUGCACUGGGCCGAGCCAAGCUCACCCAACGGGGUGAUCAAGAUAUAUAACAUCUAUAGUGAGGGCAGUCUGGAGUUCAGCGGUUUGUCCCGUCAGUUCCUCUUCCGUCGCCUGGAGCCCCACACUCUCUACACCCUGGUGCUUGAGGCCUGCACCGAGGCAGGCUGCUCCAAAACAGCCCCACAGCCCGUCACCACGGUGGAGGCCCUGCCCUCCUCCCAGCCCCCGCCCAUAGCCCAGUGGGUGGGGUCAAGCAGCGUGGUGCUCAGCUGGUCUCCCCCAGUUCGAUCAAAUGGCAAGAUUUCCCAGUACCAGGUUAUGGGCCUGAGGUGGCCGGCUGAGGAAGAUGCCCCUGGGAAUGUACUGUUUACAGAGAACAAGACCAAGGCCCACGCUUUCUCCCACAACGUUACCGGUCUGCAGCCCUGGACAACGUACAAGUUCUGGGUACGGGUGAGGAACGGGGCCGGCCAUCUUGAUAGCCCCCAUGUGACGGUGCAGACCAAACAAGCGCCUCCGGAAGGGUUCGAGGCACCCAUUGUCACCCACCUGGAGGGAAACCCGAAUGCGGUGGUGGUGUCAUGGAUGCCCCCCAGGGAGACCAACGGGGUCCUCUUAUCCUACCGGAUCCAUAGAGACGACUCCAGCUUCCUCUUCAGCUUGGACUCCAGUGUCCUGAACUUCACAGAUGAGGGUGUAAUGGCGUACACCAUGUACAGCUAUGCUGUGACUGCCUGUACUGCAGCAGGCUGUGUCACUAGCCCCGCAACGAAAAUCAGGACAUUAGAGGCACCCCCCGCUGUGGUAGAGCCACCAGUAGUGACUGAUAUCUCCACACAACACUUCAAUGUGUCCUGGACCAGACCACCGAUCCACAAUGGGGAGAUCACGCAUUACUCCCUGGAGUUAGACGGUGUGGAGUUCUACAGAGGGAAGAAGCUGUAUGCGUUGGCUUCGGGCCUCCAGCCGUACACAAGUUACCUGCUAGUCCUCAUCGCCUGCACGAACGGCGGCUGCACGUCCAGCUCGCCAGUGGCAGUCCGUACGGUAGAGGCUCCGCCCACUGGCCUGCACGCGCCGACCCUGAGGGUCACAGGCUCCGAGUCAGUGGAGGUCACCUGGGGAGAACCUGAGCACCCAAACGGGGUCAUCUCCGCUUAUGAGCUCAGAAGAGAUGGGCUGCUCAUAUACGCCGGCAUGGCAACUCACUUCCACGACUUCACCCUGCUGCCUAAUGUGGAGUACAGCUACACUGUCUUUGCCAAAAACAGCCAGGGGAGCACCAGCAGCUCACUUGCCACGGCCAGGACCAACCCAUCCGCACCAUCGGGCAUCAUGCCGCCAACUCUGCAGCCAUCCAGUUCAACCGACAUCCUCGUGGUCUGGGAACCCCCCAUCCGAGCCAAUGGGAACAUCGUCAACUACACCAUCUACUGUCGGGACCACGCCGAGUCCAGCCUCGAGAGCUUGGUCUUCUCUUCAGACCACAGUGCCUUCCUAAGUCGAUCUGUCAUGCUCUCAGACCUGAACCCAUAUUACAGAUACGAGGUUAGACUGGAGGUUUGUACUAUGCUGGGCUGCGCUUCUAGCGACUGGGUGGCUGUGCAGACCUUGGAGGCUCCCCCUGCUGGCCAGGUGGCACCAACGCUACAGCUGCAAAACGACGUGAAUGGACUGCAGACCACCUUCCUGCUCUCUUGGCCCCCACCCUCACAGCCCAAUGGGAAGAUUUUACACUUUGAGCUAUACAGGAGGCUGGUAGUAGACGGCAUCACCACCCCGCUGUCCACUCUGGUGUACAGGAACACCUCCACUUCAUAUCAUGACACCAAGCUCCAGCCCGACUCUGCCUACGAGUAUCAGGUGUGGGCAGUGAAUUCUGCAGGCCGUGCCGGAAGCCCAUGGGCCAGGGGACAGACUGGACCGGCUCCCCCUGAGGGUGUGCCCGCCCCAAGCUUCCUGCAGAUCCACGCCACAUCAGCGGUGGUGGAGAUCACCCCGCCCACCCAGCCGAACGGACCGGUUGGCCUUUACAGGGUGCUUGCUGAGAGUAAGGACGCACAGCUUCUGAUAUCUGAAGGCACAUCCCUCCGGCAAACGCUGCACGGCCUGCGCCCCUUUACACUGUACACUGUCAGGGUGGAGGUCUGCACCUGCCUCCAGUGCUGCAGCCAAGGCCCCCCCCGGGAGCUGGUCACCCAGCCAGCAGCCCCUGCCCAGCAGCUGCCGCCCCGCACCCUCGCCCUCAACUCACGCUCCACCCUAGUGGAGUGGGAUGAGCCCCUCUCACCUAAUGGUGUCAUCGAGAGCUGCGAGGUGCACACCCGUACCUCCUGUCCGCAGCCCUUCCAGCCGGUGCCCUCCCCUUGCACCCCGGGCACCUGGGAGAUCAGCUACUUCGGUAGCGAGUGGAGCUUCAACCUCACGGGCCUGCGGCCGUACAGCAGCUAUGACGUGCGCGUGACGUGCUACAACAACGUGGGCAGCACCGCUUCCAAGUGGGCAUCCUUCACCACGCUGAAAGAGUUGCCGCAGUACCUGGCUCCCUUCCUGGUGACCAGCAAUCUGACCAUGAUGUUCCUGGACUGGGGGAGCUCCUUCGCUCUCAACAGCCUUCUGAGGGACUUUGUGCUGAUGGAGAACAGGCUUCGCAUCUACAGUGGCUUCCACAGCUCACUGCACAUCCCUCGAACCUCUGACAAAACCUUCUUUUUCCGGGUCACCUGCAACACGGACACUGGCAGUGCCAGCAGUCCCAUCGUGACAUACAGCACAGCCACUGGCGUCGCCCCUGUGGACCCCACCCCCGUGGGGAAGACUGGCACGCAGGACUCCCGGCUGGACUUCCACACGGAGAUAUGGUUCAUCAUCCUCAUGGUGGUCCUGAGCCUGCUCUUGCUCGCUCUGCUGCUGGGCCUGCUCCUGCAGAGAGCCCUCAGCAAGCCCCCCUUCGUCCGUGAGCGCCCCCCGCUGCUGCCCCUGCAGAAGAGGAGCUCCAUGGGCGUCUAUCCCCCUUCAGAUACUUACACGCCCCACACCACGCCUGAGCCCAUGGACACGUUCAGCACUGUCACCCUAAAAGCCUUCUCCAUGCGCGUAGAGGGUCUGACUGAAACCAGGACGGUCUGCGGUGGAUCUUACUCCAGCUGCCACGGUUCACAGAUCACCUCCGUGCUCCGCACGCCAGACCCCAGCCACCUGAGACACACCUGCUCCCAAAACUCGCUGCACCUCAGCGGAUGCCAGGUCAUCAACACCCACGACAAGAAGUCUCUGCUGGAGGAGGGACUGUGGGACCCUGGGGAGCAGGGCCAUGACAGUGGCACGUUUGCGGAAGAUGAGGAUCUCAUGGAUACAGUCAAGGGCAUCAGCACAGUGAGGAAGGGGCAGACCACCUUCACGGACACACGCCUGUAGCUGCAGUCAGAGGUCCAUCCUUCUUCGCUCCAUGCUGGUCUCGGCGAACACCUUUCAUGAGAACCAAAGUGUGAACCGUUUGUAUGUAUCCGGCUCCCCCCCCAAGUCAAAAAGCAACUUUUAGCCAUCCGUGUCUCAGAAGCUGAGGGGGCUUUCAGACCCAACAAAUAAGAUUUUACUAAAAUAUGGCACUUACAAAGCGCACGAUCAGGGUCAUGAACCAGCUCCUUAUCUUAAUGUUUUGUUGAAUAUAUAGAAUAAAUAUUAAGGUUGUCACAAACCUACGUGCUGCUGUGUAACUUAAAUAGCAGUAGGGCUCAGAUAGCAAGUAGUGGAAAUAGAAGAUGAUGCAAAAUUCCUUUUUUUUAAAUCUUCAAUCAGUAUUAUUUAGAGCAUGAUUAUGGCAAGUUUUCCCGCCUGAAAUGGGCAGUGCUUUUUUGUCCCUGCGAUGCUUUAAGACCUCUGACAGUGAUUAAUGCAUGCCACCGUUCAUUAGGCAGCAGACAAGCGCUAGAUGCGGCGGGGAAGGUAGGUCGCAUGACGGAGGCUUCCUGACAAAAGCCUGCUCGCCUUUAUCCGGAGCUAACGCUAAUUAGUGGUUAGCGCUGCUGGAGACAGGCCAGCUGUUAGUGUCAACACUUAAUAAUCUGUAUUUUUUAAGUCUUUCAGGAGUUCUGGUGAUAUUCAUACAAAAUACUGUUGUAGUAUCUUUGCUUAUUCCCUUUUCAAGUGAAUUAAAAUGACCAAGUAAUUGCUUCUUACAUCACUAACAAAUGUUUUAAGUGUGGCAUUUCCGAAACAUUCUCCCCCUUCUUUGAUGUGGCAUUCCAAGCUCUCUCAGGUCAAAUGUAUGACGAUGUCAGCUAAAGUGGUAACCUUGGCAACAGGGACAGCAUUCUGUUAAGCUAUAUGUAAACCGCACUGUACAUAUAUAUGCUCGACUCUUUUGUAUGUUAGUUUUUUUUUUUUUAGAUCUCUUCUAUAUAGUGUCUUUAUAACCUAAAAUCCAUGUCUUUUAUAAUAAUAAAUUCAUUGCGUUAAAUUAGAGACACUUUUGCAUCUGUAAAAAAUGUUUAUAAAAAAACUAAAAAAAACUGCAUUUGACAGUGUUUAGUGUAGUAUGGCAAGAAGUAUCACUUUCUGCUUCGGAGAAAAACACGGGAAGCCAUCUUGCAGGUUAGCUGUUUUAUUCUGUCAGUAGAGGCUAAUGACACAGCUGCUGGCUGUCGGGCAGCUUCAGGUACCAGCUUGAUCCCGGUUUGAACUGUACCGCAACAUUAAACACACAUAAUCCAGCAUUGGAGCAUCCCCCCUGCCCAUCGCUAAUGACAGCACCCAGUCUCUAUAGUUACUGAGGAGAGACACCAACAGUCGAGUUGC
Messenger RNA from Brienomyrus brachyistius, 16866 nucleotides. It is a transcript of the gene ush2a, whose product is annotated as Usher syndrome 2A (autosomal recessive, mild). The transcript has 73 exons. The record is from RefSeq and is a predicted model, not a curated record. The coding region runs from base 289 to 15486 and encodes 5065 amino acids. Gene Ontology annotation, molecular function: protein binding. NCBI's taxonomy places the organism in Eukaryota, Metazoa, Chordata, Actinopteri, Osteoglossiformes, Mormyridae.